Molecule: messenger RNA, 2433 nt
Organism: Alternaria ventricosa
Lineage: Eukaryota; Fungi; Ascomycota; Dothideomycetes; Pleosporales; Pleosporaceae
Gene: DBP4
Product: ATP-dependent RNA helicase dbp4
Exons: 2
Coding region: 1-2433 (810 amino acids)
Biological process (GO): rRNA processing
Cellular component (GO): nucleus
Molecular function (GO): nucleic acid binding; RNA helicase activity; ATP binding
Source: RefSeq, a predicted model, not a curated record
AUGGUCGCAUCUGGAAUCACUGGUCGCACGCGGCCUUUCAAGCCCAAGAAGAGGGAGAAUCUCCAGAAGAGGAAGCGCGACGAUGUGGACGUGGAGAAGCUGGAGCAGGCCGUCCAGCAGCUGGACCCCAAGAAUGGAAAGUACAAAGACUUCACCGACCUCCCGCUUUCAGACCCGACCAAGCAAGGCCUCAAGUCAUCGCAUUUCGCCGUCAUGACCGACGUUCAAGCCAAAGCCAUACCCUUAGCUCUGCUGGGACACGAUAUACUCGGUGCUGCAAAGACAGGUAGCGGAAAGACACUCUCCUUCAUCAUACCCGUCCUAGAGAACCUAUACCGGCUGCAGCACAUUGGCCCCGAUGCCGGCUUGGGCGCCUUGAUCCUAUCGCCAACUCGAGAACUUGCGAUUCAGAUAUUCGACGUCCUGCGCAAGAUCGGACGACACGGACAUAUGUUUGCGGCGGGUCUGCUGAUUGGAGGAAAGAGCUUACAGGACGAGAGGGAGGCUCUGACCAAGAUGAACAUAGUCGUCGCCACGCCCGGUCGCAUGUUGCAGCACUUGUCGCAAACAGCAGCCUUCAGUGUGGACGACCUGAAAAUGUUGGUGCUGGACGAAGCGGAUCGAAUCCUUGACAUGGGCUUCCAGCGCGACGUGGACGCAAUCGUCGAAUACCUUCCCAAGGAAAGACAGACGCUGCUCUUCUCGGCUACCCAAUCAAAGAAGGUGUCCGACCUUGCGCGCUUGAGCCUCCAAGACCCGGAAUACGUAUCUGUACACGCCGAAGACAAGAGCGCAACUCCAAAGGGCCUCACGCAAAACUACAUAGUCUGCCCCAUCGAAGAGAAGCUGGACACCCUCUGGAGUUUCAUACAAGCGAGCAAGAAGUCAAAGAUUCUUUGCUUCUUCUCAUCUGCAAAGACUGUCCGAUUCGUCUACGAGUCUUUCCGUCAUAUGCAGCCCGGUAUACCACUCCUUCACAUACACGGUCGUCAAAAGCAGGGAGCUCGACUCGACACAACAGCAAAGUUCUCCGCGGCGAAACAUUCCUGCCUGUUUGCUACAGACGUCGCAGCCCGAGGACUGGAUUUCCCAGCAGUCGACUUCGUAAUACAGGUCGACUGCCCUGACGAUGUCGAUACCUACAUCCACCGCGUAGGUCGAACAGCACGAUACAACCGGGAGGGACGGGGAGUGCUAUUCUUGGCACCAAGCGAAGAGGAGGGUAUGCUGAAGCGUCUGGAGGCUAAGAGAGUACCCGUCGAGAUGAUCAACGUGCGCCAGAAGAAGCGUCAGUCAAUCAAGGACCAGCUACAGAACAUGUGCUUCCAGGAUCCAGCUCUGAAGUAUCUCGGCCAAAAGGCCUUCAUGACGCACGUCAAGUCGAUAUAUCUACAGAAAGACAAGGAAGUCUUCAAGCUCAAAGAGUACAAUCUGGAAGCAUACGCCUCUAGCUUGGGUCUGCCAGGAGCGCCAAAGAUCAAGUUCUUGAAGGAUGACAACAGCAAACAGAAGAAGCAGGCAUCAAGACAGAUGAUCGAGGUUUCGGACUCCUCUGACGCUGAAGAGACGGCCAAGGCAGACAAACCUGUGCGAACCAAGUACGACCGCAUGUUCGAGCGCAAGAACCAGGAUGUUUUGGGAGAACAUUAUCGGAAACUGGUCAGGGAUGGAGAUGAUGCGGCCGCGGACGAAUUCAGUGGUGCUGGAGCGACCAACAACGCGGCCGACGACGACUUCAUGGCCGUCAAACGACGAAUCCCAGCGGAGGACGAUGCCAGCGAUGUUGACGCUGAGAAGGCUCCCGAAGUUCCACCCGGCGGUCGCCUUGUUCACAUUGCCGGUGCAUCGCAACCCAUCGUUGUCGACAGUAAUCGCCGCGAGAAACUCCUCCAAUCCAAGAAAAAGCUCACCAAACUCAUGGACAAGGGAAAGAAACUUGUCUACGACGACGACGGCAACCCGCACGAAAUCUACGAACUCGAAGACGAAGAGCAAUGGCGCGCCAAGGGUCUACCAGAAGAGCAACGCCAGAAGUUCAUCGAAGCAACACGAGAAGUCGUUCAAGCCGCCGAUGUCGAAGACAAAGCGACUGCAAAAGCGAAGAGGAAGGAGAAGAUGCUUAAACGCAAAGAAAGAGAGCGGGCUAAGCAAGCUGGUGAAGCUGGUGACGAUAGUGACGAUGCGGGUGUCGAGCUUCCCGAUCCCGGUGAGGAUCUCCUUGCAAACUUCAGGGCGGACGCGGAAUACAGUGACGAGGAAGACGAAGAGCAAGAAGAGCAGCCGAAGAAGCAGAAGAAGUGGUUCCAGUCUGAUUCUGAAGACGAGGAAAAGACUGAGAAGAGGAGGAAGAAGAAGGCCAAGGCGGCGCAUAGAGUGGAGGAGCCGGAGACGUUGGAGGAUAUGGAGGCGCUCGCUGCGGGUCUGCUGGACUAG